UUGAGCCGGUGCCAAGCCGGCGCAGCUCUUGCACCUCAACCACCACAAGCACCCAGCCAACAUGACUGCGCAGUCCGCCUCCUCGUCGGCGCUGUUCCUCGGGCUCGACUGCUCGACGCAGUCGCUCAAGGCCUCGCUGCUCUCCGCCUCGCUCGAGCUCGUGGCCGAGGCGGCCAUCAACUUUGAGGCGCACCUGCCGCACUUUGGCACGCGUGCCGGCGUGCACACGGCGCCGGGCGGCCAGGUGCACAGCCCAGCAGCGCUCCUGCUCGAGGCCUUCGACAUGCUCUUUGAGAAGAUCAAGGCGGAGCAGUGGAACCUGAGCGACGUGCGCGGCGUCAGCGCCAGCGGACAGCAACACGCUACAGUCUAUUGGACUCAUGGCUCCUCCGAUCUCCUGGCUGGCCUUGAUGCGAGCCAGCCGCUGGCCUCGCAGCUCCGCGCUGCCUUCUCGCGCGACGUGAUCCCGAACUGGCAAGAUGCCUCAUCCGGCAGCGAGUGCGCCGCCUUCGAGGCCGCUGUCGGCGGCGCAGAGGCGCUCGCACGCAUCACUGGCUCGUCCUCGCACACGCGCUUCAGUGGCCCGCAGAUCAUGCGCUUCCGCUCGAGCGAUCCGAAGGCCUGGGCGGCCACCGGGCACAUCGGCCUCGUGUCGAGUGCCCUCACGACGCUCCUGACGCAGGCGCACCAGGGCAUCGACGAGUCGGAUGCGUGCGGCAUGAACCUCUGGGACCUCUCGACGCCGCAGCGCGGCUGGAACGCUACGCUCCUUGAGACGACUGCUGGCAGCGCCGAUGAGGCGGCGCGCCUGGCCAAGAUGCUUGGCCCCGUCGAGAGCGACGCUGGCCGAGUCGUGGGCACCAUCGGCGCGUGGUUCGUGGAGCGGUACGGCUUCAGCAAGGAGUGCAUCGUCUGCCCGGGCACGGGCGACAAUCCGGCGACGUUCCUCUCCUUUGCCUUGCCGCCGCAACACGCCGUGCUGAGCAUGGGCACGUCCGACACGGUGCUCACGUCAUCGGACGCCUACGUGCCGGACGUCAACACGCACACCUUCGUGCAUCCUGGUCUGUGCGCGCCGCCGAAUGCCGGCGAGCUUGAGGCGGGCCUGCGGAGAGAAGGCGACGGCCACGACGCCGCGGUGCGGUACAUGACCAUGCUGUGCUACAAGAACGGCAGUCUUGCGCGAGAAGCAGUGCGCGAUGAGCUUGGCGGUGGCUGGGCCGAGUUCGACAAGGCCGUGCUCGACGCCCGCGAAGCCGCCGCCGGCGUGCCGAAGCGGGCAGCGUGGUACUGGCGCAUGCCCGAGAUUAUUCCGAAGGGCGCCCACGGUACGGUGCGCUACGAGCUUGCGGCACACGGCGAGGCGUCGCGCGUCGAGUCGUUCCCCGACAGCAUCGACGCACUCGCCAUCCUCGAGCAGCAGUUCCUGUCCUACCGCUUCCGCACCGCCCAGAUCAGUGCGCCCGGCACGCCGGCAGCCUCUGUGCCGCCGCUGCUCGCCGUGCAUGCCGUCGGCGGCGCCUCGAACAACGCCGCCAUCCGCACCGUCGCCGCCGACGCGCUCGGAGCGCCGAUCCUGCGUGCAAAGCAGGCCGGCAACGCGUGCUCGAUGGGCGCUGCAUACAAGGCCUGCUGGGCCUGGACGCGGCACUCGCAGCAACGCUGGGUGCCGUUCGACACCUGUGUGCGCGAGGCUCGCGCGCAGGAGGACUACGAGGUUGUGGCGCGCCCGGAGGAGCGGCAUGCCAAGCGGUACACGGCGGCGCUCGAGGCCUGGGCCGAGCUUGAGAAGCGCGCUGUGCAAGAGGCGAAGGCGUAAUGUGCGGCGAGCUGAGCGCAGAGAGAGGCAAGUGUGCCCAUGCGAGGGCCUGUCUGGUCGGAUGGAGGUGCUUGUAUACUGUCUGCAAAAU
This is a messenger RNA of Tilletiopsis washingtonensis, 1910 nucleotides long. Its product is annotated as actin-like ATPase domain-containing protein. Lineage: Eukaryota; Fungi; Basidiomycota; Exobasidiomycetes; Entylomatales. Bases 62 to 1819 code for a protein of 585 amino acids. Gene Ontology annotation, biological process: xylulose metabolic process. Gene Ontology annotation, molecular function: D-xylulokinase activity. The transcript is spliced from 5 exons. The record is from RefSeq and is a predicted model, not a curated record. Gene Ontology annotation, cellular component: cytosol.